This is a messenger RNA of Spirometra erinaceieuropaei, 4490 nucleotides long. The record is from the annotation of a GenBank genome assembly. NCBI's taxonomy places the organism in Eukaryota, Metazoa, Platyhelminthes, Cestoda, Diphyllobothriidea, Diphyllobothriidae.
AUGCUCAUGCGGUAAGAGUCGUCGUUUUUUCACCUUAAAAUGAUCAUUGUAAGGCCUGUUCACUGUGGCCACUGCAACUUUGCUGCCAAAAGAGUAUGCUCCUUCUUUGUCCUGCUAAAAUUUUUAGCGGGCUGCACACUGAGUGACAAAUAGGUCUAGCUGCUGGCUGACCAUCGCGUCCAAAGUUGGCCGGUAUUGAAACAGUGUUCAGUGGAGUUUAGCUGUGAAAUAAGCAGGCUGUCGGAUCUGGUUAAUAAGUAACAGCUAACCAGCAGCGAAAAUACUACCAAGGCGCGGAGGACUGAGGUUUGGUACGCCGACUGCCUUAUAAAACGCCACAAAGUCUGGUGACGACACUGACGUAGCGAUCGUGAAUCGCCACUAAAUAAAUUCACUUUUCACUGCUGCCUUGUGGUUAGGUUCUUGAGCAAAAACACCGGAGAAAACCCCAAUAAACAACCUGAUCGGCUGUUAGAAAUGUCCAAUUACAGUAUUGUGGCCAAUGCUACGGCGUCUGCGGGACCGCCACACUCUGAAACCGUGGUUUAGUAGUGUGGACGAAUAGUUUGCGAGCCGGACUACUCAGUUGAGAACGCACUUCUGGUAUUGAAUGCUGGAAUGUCCGAACGUCCCUGGACCCAAAGGCUAGCGGUGCGUAAUCAUCAGUACAGCGCGAGUCUGCUGCCUGUCGGAGCCCGAAUUGCCGAUUUGGGCUCUCAGAAAAUAAGGACCCCCGAGCCAAUUUCCACUUUACCUUACGCGACUCUUGUAGACACGGCAUGGCAACCACAUCCCCCAAAAGCGAACUCUCCACUAAUUGUGUGAUGACCAGUCAAUGACCGAAUUUCUUACGUGCCACUGGAAGAUCGCUUUACAGACGUCUCUGUCGUUUCCGAAUACGAGCUAACAUCAGCUGCCCAACAGCGUAAUAAAGAGACCUGCUACUUAUAGAUGCAAGUGUUCGUUGAACGACUACAUCGCCGCGACCUGCCGAUUGUUGCCUGGACUGGAAUGACCGGACCGGCGACGCAUAAAAUGGUCACCUUAUUGGCUGCAUUGGGCUUAGCUGUUGGUACGACAGUGUUGAGAGAAUGUCGAACCUUGCUGAUUAGAACCGACUAUUUAUCAUCAACACAUGCUUCUAGCAUCGUCAUAAACUUGUGCUGGUCUGGUAUUCAAACGACGGUCAUACGAACAGUCAGACCGACAAUAUGCUAGUCGGUCGAAAAUUUUGCAACUAGGUUUAUUUCAAUGGCAGAUGUGGUGCCGAAACUGGUAACGCCCAUGGGCCAGACGAUGCUCACGUUCACACACGUCUGAAAGUACACUUCCUAUCUGCACCUAGAAUGCCACGUACCGUACGCCUUGAUUUCGUAUAAUCUCCACAACCUAGCACCGUCGAUGCCCUGAGCACAGAAACCCGGCCUUGUUUUACGUUCCGAGCCAACAAAAGAGGAAAUGGUCAAUGGUCAUCACUGAAGUCUUUAGUCUGUGAGUCACAUUAGCAGAAUUAUUGGAUUCACCCAGCGGCGCGCAGUGGUCUCCCCAGACGACUCUAGUUUGGUCCCACAACGAUGAUUCUUUCAACUCCGGAAAAUGACAACAACUCUGGUUAGGGAUGACGGACGGAAAUAUAGGGCUGAAACAGCGAUCUUUAUGGAGCAGGCCUCAGACAUUGAUGGCACUCGAAAAAUACUGAAUUAUUCGCCAAGUUAGUGUUGAGCCUUUUGCACUGAGUGACUGUUAACAUGCAGAUAGCGACUUCACUGCUGACAACUCGGCCAGGAUCGAUCUCUGGCGUGGGCACUACGAGCACCUCAGUCUUGAUUGUCAACCCAUCACGCCCUCGCUGUUCCCUGCAUUGCCAUGUGACUCCUCUUCUGAUGGAGGAGUUGCCGACAAAGUACAGGCUGCACAAUAACAAGGCGCCUGGAUAGGACGAUAUUCCCGUUGAAGUCUGCAGGUCUUGUGUCAACACUGACGCCCCGGCUCCAUGAGGUGGUUAUGUAAGGGUGAAAACAUUAUGUCGUUUCUGAUGACUGAAGCUCGAUCACCCUUUUGUCUAUCUUCAAGAAGGGAGAUAAGGCAAAUCGAGAACCGCCGCGGCGUAAGUCUCAUUGACACCGUUAAGGUCUUCACUGUUGUCCUUCUCAGUCGGUUCAAGGACAUGCAUGACUUCUAGGACGAGACCCAGCCAAGUCGACUUCCGAACUGGAUGUGGAUGCAUGGAUCAAAUAUUCACGCUGUGACACAUUCAGGAACUCCGCCAUGGCUAACAGUAGCCGACGACCGUCUGUUUUGUUGACUUUGUCGCUGCUUGAUUCUUUCCGUCAUGAGUCCCUGCGACGGAUAAUGGAACAAGAUGGUGUGCAGGCAGAAAUAGUCGUCAUGACCAAGGCCUACUAUAUCUCCAGUUUUACGCAGGUUUUGAUCCAUAACAAUUUGUCCCGACCGUUUGAUAUCCGAUCUGGUGUUUGGCAAGUUUGUAUCCUGUCACCUAUUCUAUUCAACUACACUAUUGAUUCUCGGCAAGGCCCCACGCGGUUUUGGCGGCGUUGAGUUUGAACCUGGACGCCGCCUGACCGAUCUAGACUGCACUGACGAUAUUGCCUCGCCAGCCUCAAGCUUUGACAAUCUGGUGUCGCGGGUGAAGGAAUUUGCGAAGUCCAUCCGUUUAUCAAUAAACACAUAGAAGACCAAGGUGUUUUCAAGCUUUGUCCCUGACCAGUAGAAGUCACCCCUCGAGAUGAAUGUCUCUUAACGUGAAACGUUAGACGAUUUUAAAUACUUCGGGACGCGGCUACUGCCGAAUGGACAGAGUAAGCACGACAUUGUCACCCGGCUCGGUUAUGUUCGCAGGGUUUCUACAAACCAUACAAAGUGCCUAUAGAUCCGACGCUAAAUUUUAUCGUCACGAAGAUCUGUGUGUGUCGUGCAUUCGUCCACUCAGUCCUCUACGAUUGUGAACGCUGGGCUGUGCGCGGAAAAGGAGCAAAAACCGGAGGUGUUUGAGUAUUGCUGUCUGAGUAUUAUCCUUCGAGUGAAGUACAUCGACUUCGUCUCAAAUGAGACGGCCCGCACUCGCUGCAACAUCGUGAGGAUACCUCAGGCCAUUCAACAAAGUCGGCUGAGGUGGUUUGGGCACGUUCCUUGUCGUCCUAACGAGCUCGAAGUUGAUGCCUUCAAUCCGUUGCCGUUGCCCAAUUGGAGGCGUCGAAGAGGAGAUCAACUCAAAACCCGCCAUGACACAGUUCGCAAAGACAGAGAGGAUUUUUGAACCUUCAUUAUUUGAUCUUUGUCGCUGGAGAAGGGGAUCGGUAGAGCUGUUCAAAUCGAGUACCGUAAAUCCUCGCGAAUGGAGAGGUAUAGCCCAGCCAGGCCAGGCAUAAUCACAGCUAUACCAAUCAGCCAGUCACGUGACAGCGAGCAAAGUAUUAUAGCACCUACAACGUAACAGACCCUUGGGCCGUGCACCUUGUACUGUCUAAUUUAAGGACCAUGGGGAGCUGCACGAUAACAAAUUUCAUCGAGACGUACCUUAACGCACUGGGCUCCCGCGGCAAACACUGUCUGGGUGGCAGGGGUCGCGGACAUGACGGCGGAGGUGUCAGGGAAGAUGCAGGUAGAUUGACAGAGUGCGAUUUCUGACUUAUUCUGUCGCACUUCAACCCGACUCAACUAUUAUCACUAUUUUUGACCAUAAACAGCUCAGGCUUUACCGGAUGCCUCGCCACCUGCUCAGGUUGUGGCCUCUUAUCUACUUCAGUCACCUAUUCGGAGCUUGUCUGUUUCGUAAGGCGCGCGCCAAUUUUGUAUAAAUAAAUACCUGGCCAGUAGCGACAAAGAAUGCGAGGCGGCGGGGAGCUGGUGUUCCAAAAUUCAGCGAAGUGCCUAUGAGCCAUUGGAUAUACCCCUGCCGUGGACCAUGUGCCCCAUUCAUUUCUCCUCCUAGUGGUGGUUAAGGCUCUGAUUGAUUAAAUGAUGUCAUGAUAAGCCCGAAGUACUGCUGGAUCGGUCUACCCACACUGCUUGAUUCCAGGCUUGUCGUCGUUAACGUUAUCCCAUAUCCAGCUUCUGGUGGUGGUUUUUGGGGGGAAGGUAAUCUGUUUUACCCUUGGGCGUUCCGGCAAACGGCAACUUUGACCACCAGCUCUGUUCCCGUCAUCCGUCCUUUAGGUAAAGAUAGGUGUACUCGGUUGCUUUUCUAGGAAAAAAACCGCAUUUUCUUCCCGUCUUUAUUCAGUUUUCACUUUCCUUUUGAUUUUAGUCAACUGCUGAAAGACCCACGCGUUCUCUUUGCGGGUUAUAAAGUUCCUCACCCGCUUGAACAUAGAAUUGUGCUUCGCGUACAAACGACCCCAUCGAUUACACCAUUGGAGGUGUUCUCGUCCGCCAUUAAGGAUUUGAUCAGUGAGAUAUCAAACAUCGAGGAGCAGUUUCGGGUAGGUCCUUAACGUCAUUUAAUUUCCUUUCAGUCUGCCAUUAAGUAG